Lates calcarifer (barramundi perch) is the source of this 3609-nucleotide messenger RNA. It is a transcript of the gene olfm1b, whose product is annotated as olfactomedin 1b. Gene Ontology annotation, biological process: signal transduction. Lineage: Eukaryota; Metazoa; Chordata; Actinopteri; Centropomidae. Bases 650 to 2107 code for a protein of 485 amino acids. The record is from RefSeq and is a predicted model, not a curated record. The transcript is spliced from 6 exons.
GAAAGAAAUGUCACUGUCCGCUAUAAAUAAUCCCUCAGCAUCAGUGGCGGCCACCUCAGCCGCACUGCUCAUUGUCAUUCUCUCCGGGGACAGUCAGCUAUGGGCGACUCAAGGCGCAUUUCCAGAUAUUACCAUGAACGGACCCCAACCUGGCUGACAUCAUUGCGUCUGGCGAUAUAGAUAGAUCCGUAGUACCUCCUCCUUCCUCCUCUCAUCCAUUUGGAGCAGCCUGUGUGUGUAGUCAGUGGCACUUAAUCACAGAGCGCACCAAGGCAGGAGGCGGACCGUCGGGCGUGAACGAAAUAGUAACGGUGAACCGGAGAGGCAGCAGUGUGCGGGACAACGCAGACAGAGGAGCUAAACCGAGGGAGCGCUCUCGGUUUUAUCCCCACUUUUACCCUGUACCGGAUCGAGCGUUGUUGCAGUUUUAUCUCCGUCCCCGACCCUUCUACUUUUCGGUCGUCUUUUACCGCGUCCGACUCGUUCGCCGCCAGAGCUUCGCUGGAGAUGUCCAAAAAAAGACCAGCCGAGCCGGAGUCCCGGGUGAAACAGCAGGCUGCUCUGGGCAACAUGACUCGCCUCCCUUGUUUCUCACCGGAGUCUGUAGAAUGAAGACGGCUUAAAUAAAAGUCCCAAGCAGAGCGCAAAGAUGUCGGUGCCUUUGCUGAAGAUCGGCGUCGUGCUCAGCACCAUGGCGAUGAUUACCAACUGGAUGUCGCAGACCCUCCCCUCUCUGGUGGGGCUCAAUACUACCAAGCUCACGGCGGCACAGGGAGGUUAUCCAGACCGGAGCACAGGAGUGUUGCCAGCGAACCCAGAGGAAUCGUGGCAGGUGUACAGUUCAGCCCAGGAUAGUGAGGGAAGGUGUGUCUGCACUGUGGUGGCACCCCAGCAGUCCAUGUGCUCACGGGAUGCCCGCACCAAACAACUGAGGCAGCUGUUAGAGAAGGUCCAGAACAUGACCCAGUCCAUCCAGGUGCUGGACCAGCGGACCCAGAGGGACCUGCAGUAUGUGGAAAAGAUGGAGGUCCAGCUCCGCGGUCUGGAAACUAAGUUCAGGCAGGUGGAGGAGAACCACAAGCAGAACAUCGCCAAGCAAUACAAGGCCAUAAAAGCGAAAAUGGAGGAGCUUAGACCGUUGAUACCAGUGUUGGAGGAGUACAAAGCCGAUGCCAAAUUGGUAUUGCAGUUUAAGGAGGAGGUCCAGAAUCUGACGUCAGUUCUAAGCGAACUUCAGGAGGAGAUGGGGGCCUAUGACUACGAGGAGCUCCACAACAGAGUGUCAAAUCUUGAGGAGAGACUCCGAGCAUGCAUGCAAAAAUUAGCAUGCGGCAAACUGACGGGCAUCAGUGAUCCCAUCACUAUCAAGACGUCUGGAUCCAGGUUCGGUUCCUGGAUGACUGACCCUCUGGCACCUGAAGGAGAUACACGGGUCUGGUACAUGGAUGGUUACCACAACAACCGUUUUGUGCGGGAGUACAAGUCGAUGCAGGACUUCAUGACGUCAGACAACUUUACGUCCCACCGGCUGCCCCACCCGUGGUCAGGAACAGGUCAGGUGGUCUACAACGGCUCCAUCUACUUCAAUAAAUUCCAGAGCCACGUCAUCAUCAAGUUCGACUUCCGCACCUCUUCCAUCAGCAAGGCCCGGCAGCUCGACUAUGCUGGCUUCAACAAUGCCUAUCACUACGCCUGGGGCGGCCACUCUGAUAUUGACCUAAUGGUGGACGAGGGAGGCCUGUGGGCUGUCUACGCCACCAACCAGAACGCUGGCAAUAUUGUCAUCAGCAAGCUGAACCCCAACACGCUGCAGAUCAUCAAGAGCUGGACCACCAACCACCCGAAAAGGAGCGCCGGUGAGUCUUUUAUGAUCUGCGGAACGCUCUACGUCACCAACGGCUACUCGGGAGGAACCAAGGUCUACUACGCCUACUCCACCAAUUCCUCUACCUACGAGUACAUCGACAUUGCCUUCCAGAAUAAGUACUCACACAUCUCCAUGCUGGAUUACAACCCGCGUGACCGUGCCCUCUAUGCUUGGAACAAUGGCCACCAGGUCCUCUACAACGUCACACUGUUCCAUGUGAUCCGCUCAGAAGAACUGUAACCACGCAAAAUGGAUUACAUACAUAAAUACAUAUUGUCUGUGUAGAGAUCUCCCUAUAUACAAAAAUAUAUCUGCGAAAGAAAAAGACUCAAUGGCAAGACCAUUCUAUUUAUAAUAUCAAAUAACUUUUACUGAGAGACUGAAUCAACAGUGAAUGCAAAGUGGAUUGAAUGUGCAUAUACAUGACACUGAAAAAAAAAUCUAAAAUUGAAGGGUUUCAUUCCAAAAUGUGAUAUAUUUGUUACAGAAAAAAAGCUUUAUCAAUUAAUAUCACAAAAUCAGAGAUGACAGCUUAAAAUAGAACUGUUUUGUAAAUAAAGGACUUAAUGUUAAUUCUAACCUACCCAUAACUACCCAUAGUAGAUUUUAUUUUAAUAGCUGCCAUCAUUUUGUUAGAGGUAUUUUAUUUUGGAAUGAAACUCUUUAAUUGUUUGCCGCAUAGAAAAUGAUUGUAAAAGUAGACUAUAUAUCAGAUGUAAAAGAAUAAGAACAGAUGCCAAAAAAAAAUAACAUCACGCCUUUUUUUAUAUAAAGGAACAUCGACCUAAGCUCAUUCCUGUGGCUCCUGUUCUUCUGCAGAAAAUCCUCCCACCUGAACUUUUCUUUUGGUCAAUGGGGGUCCUGAAACGAAAGACUGUUGGUAAUGAACUGUUGGAUCCCCGGGUCCCAUGGACAAGACAGAAAAGUGGGAGGUCAGUCUAGUCAGAAGACUCGUUAGCCAGAUGGGUGCAGUCUGUCAUAUCGUUUUUAUCAAGUACAGUAGCAAAUCAAAAGUCUGUAGAGAAGCAGCAAACAACAAUAACAACAUCCACUAAAAGACCUGAAGGCACUGACUGUUGACAGCGCUGUUGUUUCAGAUGAUUUUCCUGUGUUAGUGACUCUGUGUGAAAAAGGCUUUCUUUGCAUGAGUGUUUUCUAUCACUCCGGUAUGCUCUUCUGAAUGUCUUUUGCUGUAUACUAUUUAAAAAAAAAAGAGAGAGAGUAGGGUGGGAGGGGGGUAACAAGGUGCAAUACCUUUGGGAUUUUGGGAUUUGCAAAAAUAUUUACUUUUUUCCUGCUUCUUUCUAUUUAGUUCCUGUUUUGUUUAUUUCUAUUUCCUUGCAAUCAUUUUAUUUUUCAAAUGUUCUUGUAUCACUGUAAGUGUUGGCACCGGUUUUGCUUCUAUGUGUUUGUUUAUUUGGACUGCGUGGGAGGAAUCUAUCUAACUCACAUCUCUCUGAAGAAAAAAAAAAUAGAAUGUAUCAAGUAUUGUAUCCUGGGAACCUGGUCCUCCUAUCUUCAAUUCACAUCAUGCGCCUGUAGUAGGGAGAGGUUUUUUUUCUUUUAGAGGAUUAUCCUGUCUCAUGUCAUGUAUCCCCCACUGCUAGUGAAGGAUAAUGCUGUUUAAAUGUAUAUCCUUGCAGAGGACAAAAGCUUUCCACUCUUUUUGCGCUUUGCUGGACAUGUGUUGUAUCUGAGAUGAGAUAGUUAAUGAUUCGUGUCAAUAAAACAGAGAAAUCUGA